GCCAUUUCCGUUUUCCUGCCCGCGCCUGGCAGGUGUUAUCCGCACAAUGAGGCUACAUGGGCAUCCAUUGGUCCUCUGUAGAGCCGGAUGAAAAUUUUGCCGAGGUUAUGAUACCGAAAAUUCGCAGAGCAGGGUUCAGUAAGGUCCGGCAGACUCCGCCCCCCUACCCUACGGCGGGAGACCUGGCCACCGACUUCCCGGAAACCAGCCACGCGUCCUGGAUCCUGACUCACUUCCAUUCACUUGGUCCUACAGGUGAACACGCGUCCCCCUGCCAGAGACAGGAGCCCAUUCACCCGCUACUAUGGAUGCAUCUCACACACACUCUCGGACAUCCUUCUCCAUGGCGACGUCGCGCACUGCCUGGCUACACGUUCGGGGAGAAGUUACUCGGGGAAAAGAUGCUUAACGAUGUAGAAAGAAUCAGCGAGAUCAAGCACUCCAUCAAGCCGUGGUUUCGCCACCAUCUCCUCCGCCCCCGCCCCCCUCCCCGCCCGGCCGCCCACAGCCCCUCUUUCAAGCAAAGGUAA
Penaeus chinensis is the source of this 530-nucleotide messenger RNA. RefSeq lists its product as uncharacterized. The transcript is spliced from 3 exons. Bases 57 to 530 code for a protein of 157 amino acids. Lineage: Eukaryota; Metazoa; Arthropoda; Malacostraca; Decapoda; Penaeidae. The record is from RefSeq and is a predicted model, not a curated record.